CCAGUGUAGAAAAAAAGGAAGCAAAUUUGUUAAUCGAGCGAGGCUAUCGUACGCCCUUUGUGAUUCUGGUUACAUUAUAUUUUUCUCUUGCAAUCAGCAUUGUAUUAAUUUAUUAUUAUACGUAUCCGAAAGUGGUUCUUCAAUCUUCAUGUCAGGCUCAGCUUUCAGGUACCUCCAUUGAAACCUGAAACCGAAAAGGCAGAUACAUGAACCCUGAAAUUAAAAACGGUUACAAAGUCGUAUUCACAGCUCAAACUCGAAACAUCAAGGCCCAACCAAGCAGUUAUCUUCGCUUCUUAAACAUCCAUUUACUCCUCCUUUUGUCUCGGAAUCGAAACUUCAAUCUCCAACUUUAUAGAACACUCAUUCUCCCCGGAUCUACACUUAGAUGAGAGUUUCAACAACAAGAAAUGCGUAGCCGGGGAUCACAAAGCCGGCUAUAUGGUGACUCUUUUGGAUCACGCGUUUCUGCUCUCAUGCUUGCCAUGGUUGCUACUAUGGCUACCAUUUACGUUGCUGGCAGGCUAUGGCAGGAUGCGGAAAGCAGGACAUAUUUAAUUGAAGAGCUUGAGAAAAGAACUGGUCAGGGUCAAUCUGCCGUUUCUGUUGAUGAUACACUUAAAGUUAUAGCCUGCAGGGAACAACGUAAGAAGUUGGCUUCCCUUGAGACAGAAGUAGCAGCUGCUAGACAGGAAGGUUUUGUUCCAAAACACUUGCCAGGAAAUGAUGGGAAGCAUCCUACAAAGAAGGUACUUUCAGUUGUAGGAGUCAUGACAACAUUUGGUCGAAAAAAGAACCGAGAUGCAAUCCGUAAGGCUUGGAUGCCAACAGGUACAUCUAUGAGAAAACUGGCUGAUAAGAAAGGCAUCGUUGUGCGAUUUGUAAUAGGAAGAAGUGCCAAUCGUGGAGACAAUUUGGACAAAGAGAUUGAAACAGAAGGCAGUUACACCAACGACUUCAUCAUUCUUGAUAAUCAAGUGGAGGCACCUGAAGAAAAAGCAAAAAAGAUAAAAUCAUUCUUCAUUUAUGCAGUGGACAACUGGGAUGCUGAAUUUUAUGCUAAGGUCGAUGAUGAUGUCUAUGUUAAUCUUGAUGCCCUUGGAGGAGUGCUAACUUCUCAUUUGGACAAGCCCCGUGUUUAUAUUGGUUGUAUGAGAUCAGGCAAAGUUGUCUCUGAGCCGUCACAUAAAUGGCAUGAGCCAGACUGGUGGAAAUUUGGUGACGGAAAAUCAUACUUUCGACAUGCUUCUGGCGAGGUCUAUGUCAUUUCAAAAGCAUUGGCUCAGUUUAUUUCAAUAAACAGAUUUAUUCUUCGUACAUAUGCACAUGAUGAUGUAAGCACUGGAUCAUGGUUUAUUGGGCUUGAUGUCCAUCACCUUGAUGAAACAAAGUUUUGCUGCUCCUCCUGGUCCCCAGGAGCAAUUUGUGCAGCAGUAUGACGACUUUUCACUGACAAUUAAAGUGACAUACGGAAGACACAAAUCUUUUACUUCCUCCAUCAUCAUUUUUGUCACAGAUGAUUUUCUGUUAUGAUAAUUUCAACCAGUAGUUGAUACUUCCACUUUAAUGCGGGGAGCUGUUGGUUUCUCAGUUAGGAGCUAUGCCUCUGUGACAAUAGAUACUUGCGUGCUCAGUGCUCUCCUCAGAAUAUUAAAAGGUAUUGAGAAAUUGGCAUCAUGGUUGUCUGAUUUUAAGAAACUGUUCCUUCCCCAAUUAAUCAUGUAAUAUAAAUAGCUCUCGCCCAUAAACUAUACAUUUUUACCACAUGGGAUAAAUGAAUGAGAAUUUCAUAGCAACUUAAUUAUAGGAAGCAUUUCCCCGUAUACCAGGAACUAUUCUGGUUAAUGGCAGUUGUUGGAAGCAACUUCCGGGAAGUUCCUCUAAAAAUUUAAAAUUAUUUAAGAGGACACUUUCAUUUA
Messenger RNA from Cajanus cajan (pigeon pea), 1919 nucleotides. RefSeq names its product hydroxyproline O-galactosyltransferase HPGT1. The record is from RefSeq and is a predicted model, not a curated record. Gene Ontology annotation, cellular component: Golgi membrane. Gene Ontology annotation, molecular function: galactosyltransferase activity. NCBI's taxonomy places the organism in Eukaryota, Viridiplantae, Streptophyta, Magnoliopsida, Fabales, Fabaceae.